This is a messenger RNA of Cynoglossus semilaevis (tongue sole), 1206 nucleotides long. Its product is annotated as prostaglandin reductase 1-like. The record is from RefSeq and is a predicted model, not a curated record. Gene Ontology annotation, biological process: prostaglandin metabolic process. NCBI's taxonomy places the organism in Eukaryota, Metazoa, Chordata, Actinopteri, Pleuronectiformes, Cynoglossidae. The coding region runs from base 187 to 1176 and encodes 329 amino acids. Gene Ontology annotation, cellular component: cytoplasm. The transcript is spliced from 9 exons. Gene Ontology annotation, molecular function: 2-alkenal reductase [NAD(P)H] activity; 15-oxoprostaglandin 13-reductase [NAD(P)+] activity.
AAUCGUACCCCAUUCGGCUUUCUCUCUCUCACACUUUCUCUCUCUCUCUCACACUCUCCCUCUCCAUUCCCCUCUUGUUUGGUUAACAGGACCUGAAAACCCGUUGCGGUGACUGCUGUCAGUGUUUGGGAACCAACGUCUGAAGAAACUUCAGCUGAAGGACGUUUGAGCCAAUACCCAGUAAUCAUGGUCAAGGCUAAGACGUGGAUCCUGUCCAAGUACUUCGACGGCUUCCCAAAGCCCAGCAACUUUGAGCUCAAGGUGGAGGAGGUUCCCGAGCCAAAGGAUGGAGAGCUGAUAUUAGAGGCAGUGUUUCUGAGUGUGGACCCGUACAUGAGGCCCUUCAGUAAGUUUCGUUUGAAGGAAGGUGAAGUGAUGAUCGGGACUCAAGUGGCCAAGGUGGUCCAAAGUAAAAACCCAGCAUUUCCUGUGGGGAGUCACGUUGUUGGCCGUGGUGGUUGGAGGAGUCACUCACUGAGUGACGGAUCAGACCUGGUUCCCAUCAUGGCCGACUGGCCUCAGGGCGUCUCCAUGUCACUGGCUCUGGGAACCAUCGGCAUGCCCGGACUCACGGCGCUGUACGGGAUCGAGGAGGUCCUGGCACUGAAGGAGGGUGAGACCCUGCUGGUGAACGCUGCGGCUGGAGCUGUAGGCUCUGUGGUGGGCCAGAUCGCUAAGAUCAAGGGCUGUAAGGUGGUGGGCUCAGCAGGCUCUGAUGAGAAGGUAGCCUUCCUUAAGGAGCUGGGCUUCGACGAGGCCUUCAACUACAAGACGGUUGGUUCCCUGGAGGAGACGCUGAAGAGGGCCUCUCCAGACGGUUAUGACUGCUACUUUGACAACGUGGGAGGACAGUUCUCAGACGUAGCCCUGCAGCAGAUGAAGCAUUUUGGAAGAAUAGCUGUGUGUGGAAGUAUCUCUGUGUACAACGACACCACUCCACAGACAGGGCCGUACCAACAGUUGACUAUUAUCAUGAAGGAGCUGAAGAUGGAAGGCUUCAUGCAGUCCCGCUGGGGAAACAAACACCCUGAGUCACUUAGGAGACUGAUGGGAUGGGUGAAGGAGGGCAAACUGCUCAGUCGUGAACACAUCACCAGGGGCAUUGAGAACAUGCCGGCUGCUUUCAUGGGAAUGUUUCGAGGAGAGAACAUCGGCAAAGCCAUCGUGGCUGUGUGAUGAUGAAACCUGGAUAAAGCGGUUCCCGGC